GUCCUGUUGAGGUAGUAGCACGCAUUGUCUUGCUGUUCAGAGCUUCACAUGAAGAUUGUCUACACGGUCUGCAUAGCGUCUAUGCGCCUCAAAGAACAUGAGCAGGCGGCUGGAAAGACGUGAACAACAAAUACAAGUGUGCGACGAUUGCUGUUGGGUGAAGAUCUAAAUAUGUGAGUCGCUGUGGACGCCAUCCUUCGCAACAUCGAGGCUCGCUCGCCAAGGCCGGUGGUUCGGCGACGAUCAGAGCUCCAACAUAUUCGCUCAGCAAUUGCGCCGCCACCAACAAUCGCUUGAGCUGCUGCUCAACCCCGCUGUCAUGAACACGGCCGCGACGAUGCGCGCCCUCCGCGUGCGCCCCUCGAUCGCACAUGCUCGCCUCGCAUCACGCCCGUUCCAGCACCCCACGCGCUCUGCGACCAUCGCCGCCAACGAAGCUGCCACAAACGUCCGAUCGGCCGGCACACGCACGAAGAACCUCGUAUACGGCUCGCUACUUUCGGUCGGGCUCUCCUUCGGCUACCUCUACGGCACCGACACCCGCUCCAGCAUCCACGAAUGGCUCGUUGUGCCCGCCCUGCGCCAGAUCUACCCUGAUGGCGAGGACGCACACCAUGCGGGAACGCGCAUACUGGCUGCGCUGCACCGCUUCGGCCUGAACCCCCGCGAGCGCGGCGACGCCGACACAAAGGGCGACCUGGCCGUCGAGGUCUUCGGCCACACACUCGCCAAUCCCGUUGGCACCUCCGCCGGCAUCGACAAGGGCGCCGAGAUCCCCACGCCUCUCUUCGAACUCGGCCCCGCCAUCGUCGAGGUCGGCGCCAUCACCCUGCGCCCGCAGGACGGCAAUCCCAAGCCCCGCGUCUUCCGCCUCCCCAGCCAAAACGCCCUCAUCAACCGCUACGGCUUCAACUCCGAGGGCGCCGAAGCCGUGGCCCUGCGCCUGCGCCAGCGCGUGCGCGAAUUCGCAUACCACGCGGGUCUGGGGCUGGGCGCGGCCGCCGAACAAGCGGUGCUCAACGGCGACGCCAACGUGCCCCCCGGCUCGCUCAAGCAGGGCCGCCUGCUCGCCGUGCAGGUCGCCAAGAACAAAACCACGCCCGAGACCGACAUCGACGCCGUCGUCCACGACUACGCCUCCGCCGUCGCCCACGUCGGCCCCUACGCCGACAUCCUCGUCGUCAACGUCUCCUCGCCCAACACCCCCGGCCUGCGCACUCUGCAGAACACCGAGCCGCUGACCCGCCUCCUGACCGGCGUCGUCGCCGCCGUGCACGCCCUCCCGCGCAAAACCAAACCCGCCGUCAUGGUCAAAGUCUCCCCCGACGAGGACUCGCCCGCCCAGGUCUCGGGCAUCGUCGACGCCGUGUGGGCGUCCGGCGUCGACGGCGUGAUUGUCGGCAACACGACGAACCGCCGCCCGGACCCGCUGCCCGCGGGCUACGCGCUGCCGCCCGCCGAGGCAAAGCUGCUGCUCGAGCAAGGUGGAUACUCGGGCCCGCAGCUGUUCGAGCGCACGCGGGCGCUGGUCGCGCGGUACCGGCGCGCGCUGGACGCGGGGCCUGCACGCCCGUCGCCCGAGUCGCCCUCGUCUGAGUCGCCCUCGUCUGCAACCCCAACCCCACACGCAGCCCCCGCGCCUGCAGACGCAGACCCCACCGCCUUCGACGACCUCUCCACCUCCGCCCCCUCAUCCACAUCUCUCUCCCCCGCCUCCCCCGCCCCAUCCACCCCCGGCCCGCGCAAAGUCAUCUUCGCCACCGGCGGCAUCACCACCGGCGCCCAGGCGCGCGCCGUCCUCGACGCCGGCGCGAGCGUCGUGCAGGUGUACACGGCGAUGAUCUACGGGGGUGCGGGGACGGUGUCGAGGAUUAAGCGGGAGUUAAGGGAGGAGAAGCUAAAGGAGAAGACGGGGGAGAGGGGGGAUGUGGAGGGGAGGACGGCGCCGUGA
Messenger RNA from Boeremia exigua, 1951 nucleotides. RefSeq lists its product as uncharacterized. Gene Ontology annotation, molecular function: dihydroorotate dehydrogenase activity. Gene Ontology annotation, biological process: pyrimidine ribonucleotide biosynthetic process; 'de novo' pyrimidine nucleobase biosynthetic process. Gene Ontology annotation, cellular component: cytoplasm; mitochondrial inner membrane. NCBI's taxonomy places the organism in Eukaryota, Fungi, Ascomycota, Dothideomycetes, Pleosporales, Didymellaceae. The transcript has a single exon. The record is from RefSeq and is a predicted model, not a curated record. The coding region runs from base 320 to 1951 and encodes 543 amino acids.